This is a messenger RNA of Racocetra persica, 787 nucleotides long. The record is from the annotation of a GenBank genome assembly. NCBI's taxonomy places the organism in Eukaryota, Fungi, Glomeromycota, Glomeromycetes, Diversisporales, Gigasporaceae.
AUGAUAGAAACUCUAGAAAAGUAUAUUGAAGUGUCUGGCUAUUAUUCUGAUUGGUCGUCACGGAAAACAAUUUUGGAUAAUCGAGUACGAAGGCAAGAUCCUAAUUCUGAAGAAGCCGAAAGCACACUUACAACUAUGUUGCUUAUAUUCGGAACUAUUUUGAAGACCAAACCUCCUCUUUAUCAUGACAAAUUAAAACAAGAAUUUUACCAGAGAAAGAUUUUGAAAGAUGGAGAAAAUUGCAAGAAGCUCGACGUUAAUUCACCCGAAUACGCUGAGGCAUUAUGUGACGCUUUUGCUGGUAUGCAAGUUGCAUUGCAAAACGAAAGAGAGCUUGCACAGACCCUUGCCAGUAAGACUUAUCAAGAUAUAGAAACUGAAAAUAGGUUUAGUAGUGGUAAUGCGGAACAAGGUGAAAAGGUUUUUGAACGGAUUAAAGGGUCAAUUUCUCUUCGUGAUUAUCAAGAAAAAUUUUAUUUCUUUCCUCAGCAACAAGAGCAACAAAAAGAAGAGUUUGAACUUUGGGAAGUUGCUAGUGAAACACAACAAAAUAAUGUGCAACAAACAAAUUAUGACGGAUUGUUUAUAAGUAAGAGAAAAUCUCUGCUAGAUGAGUACCAUUUAGCUCGAAAAAAGCUUAAAGGUGAGAAGCCGCGGAGAGGAGAGGAAACUAGAAAGGAUGUAAAGAACCUAAUGAUCCAAAUAGAAAAGGAAGUAGGCAUUGUUGAAACCAGAAAUUGGGAAGAAAAGCAAGAUACUAUAGAGAAAAUUAUUCAUAGAGAAAGAG